Molecule: messenger RNA, 708 nt
Organism: Ilex paraguariensis (yerba mate)
Lineage: Eukaryota; Viridiplantae; Streptophyta; Magnoliopsida; Aquifoliales; Aquifoliaceae
Source: the annotation of a GenBank genome assembly
AUGGAAUUUUGUAGUGAAAUUGUAUCUGCAUCUCUCCUCUACACUUACAAGAGGAGUUUCCAUGGAUUUUCCAUAAAGCUUACAAACGAAGAGAAGCUAAAAGUAGAAGCCAUGUAUGGUGUGUUUUCUGUUUUCCCUAAUAGAGAAAAGGAGCUCCACACGACAAGGUCUUGGGACUUCUUGAGCUUUCCUCAACAUGUCAAUAGAAGUACUGUCGAAAGUGACAUCAUCAUCGGAGUGACUGACAGUGGGAUCUGGCCAGAGUCCGAUUGCUUCAAUGAUAAAGGAUUUGUUCCUCCACCAAACAAAUGGAGGGAGUUGCCAAAACCUCAACAAUUUCACCUGGACUCAACUGGCCAUGGAACACACACGGCAUCAACGGCAGCUGGAGGCCUGGUGAGCAUGGCAAGCCUAAUGGGACUUGGAUUGGGAUUUGGGAACAGCUCGAGGCACGCAUUUGAUGAUGCCAUUGCCGAUGGGGUUGACAUUAUAUCUAUUUCACUUGGCUCCAGAGGGUCCGUUGCUUUAGAUUAUUUCAUUGAUUCAAUAGCCAUCGGAGCCUGUCAUGCCAUCAAGAAUGGGAUAUUGACCUCGGCCUCAGGAAUUUCAUUAAACACAUUUGACCCAAAAAACUCCAUGUAUGCCAUGAUCUAUGGUGGAGAUGCACCCAAUAUUACUGGAGGUUUUAAUCGGUCCUUGUCCAGGUAA